Molecule: messenger RNA, 660 nt
Organism: Syzygium oleosum
Lineage: Eukaryota; Viridiplantae; Streptophyta; Magnoliopsida; Myrtales; Myrtaceae
Product: cysteine-rich and transmembrane domain-containing protein WIH2-like
Exons: 3
Coding region: 151-438 (95 amino acids)
Cellular component (GO): plasma membrane
Source: RefSeq, a predicted model, not a curated record
CUCGUUCUCUCGGAUUCAUCUCCCCUGUUUUUGGCCCUCUCUGUUCUUGCCUCCCCCACCCCGGCGCAAGAGAGAGGUUCUUGCCCGCGCGAGAGAGAGAAAGUCCAAGGAAACCCAGAAGAGAAUCGAGGAGGAACGACCGGAGGGACGAUGAGCUAUUACAACCAGCAGCCCCCCGUCGGCGCUCCUCCUCCUCAAGGAUAUCCGCCGGAGGGAUAUGCGAAGGAGGGGUAUCCGCCGCCGGGGUACCCGCCGCAGGGGUACCCGCCGCCCGGGUACGCUCCUCAGCCCGGGUACCCGCCGCCCCCGGCCUACGCGCCGCAGUACGGGCAGCCGCCGCCGCCGCCUCAUCAGCAGCAACAGAGCAGCGGCGUGGGCUGCAUGGAGGGCUGUUUGGCUGCUCUGUGCUGCUGCUGUCUCCUGGACGCCUGCUUUUGAAGACCCCGGAAGGCUUUCGUUGCAAGAGCAAACUCGUUCAAGUCUGUCCAGCGUUCAAGCUUCACACCCUCGUCUUCUUUUUUAACUUUUGUUGUUGUGUUUUUUUCUUGAACUUGGCCCUCGCGGGUGAGAAUUUGCGCAUCUCUUGAUUGCGUUUUAGCAGUUUUAAUGUCUGAAUCUUCGUCCCUAGUGGUAGCUUCAAGUCGGGUCCAUUUGGUUUUA